Vicugna pacos (alpaca) is the source of this 414-nucleotide messenger RNA. Lineage: Eukaryota; Metazoa; Chordata; Mammalia; Artiodactyla; Camelidae. The record is from RefSeq and is a predicted model, not a curated record.
CGGUACUGUAAGAACAAGCCGUACCCAAAGUCAUGCUUCUGCCGAGGUGUCCCUGAUGCUAAGAUCCGCAUCUUUGACCUGGGGCGGAAGAAGGCGAAAGUGGAUGAGUUCCCACUCUGUGGCCACAUGGUGUCAGAUGAAUAUGAGCAGCUUUCCUCUGAAGCCCUGGAGGCUGCCCGUAUCCGUGCCAACAAGUACAUGGUGAAAAGCUGUGGCAAAGAUGGUUUUCAUAUUCGAGUGCGGCUCCACCCCUUCCACGUAAUCCGCAUCAACAAGAUGUUGUCCUGUGCUGGAGCUGACAGGCUCCAGAUGGGUAUGCGGGGUGCCUUUGGAAAGCCCCAGGGCACGGUGGCCAGGGUCCACAUUGGCCAAGUCAUCAUGUCCAUCCGCACCAAGCUGCAGAAUAUACACACA